AUGUCCACAGGUAUAAUCUUGACUGCGCUUGAAUCGUGCAAAUAUCCAUUUCAAAUACCCGAUGUCUUGGCUGCGAAGAUCAGGUUUCGAGGCAGCUCUGGCGGAGAUGAUAUAUUAGACCACAGUAUCUCACGAGCGUCAUCUUUCGACACAGGACCCAUAUCGGAACAAGAGAAACCUCGGGAGGUCAUAGUUCAGAAAACUCGCAUAGAGAGAAAACCAGUACCUCGGUCUCCGUCAGAGCUCAGUAAAGCCCCAGAACGUCCCUUGACACCAUUACUGUCUAUGUCGCCACGGAAGAGGCCGGACUCAAGAAGUUGGGGCGAGGAAUGGAUGCAUUUGGCAGAAGAGAGCGGUCUGGAAAAGAAAAGUGUGUCGACUUCCGAUUCGGCGAUCUCGCUGUCGUACGAAACCUCUUCAGGAGCUUCAGAGUCUACGAGCACGUCCGAUCGAAGUUCAAAUGUCUCGGUACCGAGAAGAGUAGUAGUAACACGACGUUCGGUUCAUCAAAGAAGAAUGAGUAGGGCCGUCACUCCAAGCAGUAGUAUCAGCAACCUUUCGAGGAGGUCGCCACUCUCAUCAGUUCGAUCUGCUGAUUGCCCACAUAUUCUGGUCCGCCCGGAAUUAAGAUAUUGUCCUCCUCAGAUUCCUCCACCACAUGGAUGGAAUUCUUCAAGGACAUCGUCCAUAUCACAACUGAUCCCAGUUGCAGAUAUCCAGAGUCUCCAAAGCCGGCCGUCUAGUACAUCCGAGAACCUUGUAAUACGCGGACCAAGAAAGACUCUACCAGCCUUACCUCGAAACGGACCUCCUCUGACCAGAAGGAAAACGAGCGACCUGAAAGUGCCUGGAGCAUAUGUUAAUGACCAGGCGAGCUUCAACUAUGAAGAGAAUUUGGACGAAUGUGUUCGGAAGAUCGAGGUCGAAUAUGUGAAGCGGUCACCGAGCAGGAGGAACCAACACCCCAGCACAAUUGGGAAGAGGCAGCCAGGGAACUUUGAGCGACUAUCUCCACCCCCGACACGGGUUGACACCAAAGCGAGGUAUCGGGAGAAGAGGCCGGUAUCAGUGUCACCAUCGAAAUCAAAACCAGUCGCCAAGAUUCGUCCUGGGACAGCACAUCCGGCUGGAUCCGGGAGAGUGGAAAAUGUAACUGUUAAAGAGUUUAGACGAUUGAGUCUUGGGGAUAUCUCGUUAGGGUUGGGAAGCUUGGCUGGACUCGGGAAGAUGUUUGACUGA
Messenger RNA from Cadophora gregata, 1239 nucleotides. RefSeq lists its product as uncharacterized. The record is from RefSeq and is a predicted model, not a curated record. The transcript has 2 exons. NCBI's taxonomy places the organism in Eukaryota, Fungi, Ascomycota, Leotiomycetes, Helotiales, Ploettnerulaceae. The coding region runs from base 1 to 1239 and encodes 412 amino acids.